This is a messenger RNA of Eruca vesicaria subsp. sativa (arugula), 1141 nucleotides long. The record is from the annotation of a GenBank genome assembly. NCBI's taxonomy places the organism in Eukaryota, Viridiplantae, Streptophyta, Magnoliopsida, Brassicales, Brassicaceae.
AUGGUGAAACAAGAACCCAAGAUCCAAACCAGCACCAAGAAGGAAAUGUCUUUGUCUUCACCAUCUCAUUCUUCAUCCUCCUCUUCAUCUUCUCCUAAGAUCAAGAAGAACAAGAUUAAGAAGUACAAAGGAGUGAGGAUGAGAAGUUGGGGAUCAUGGGUGUCUGAGAUCAGGGCACCAAAUAAAAAAACUAGGAUUUGGUUGGGCUCUUACUCAACAGCUGAAGCAGCAGCUAGAGCUUACGAUGUUGCACUCUUGUGUCUUAAAGGCCCUCAAGCCAAUCUCAACUUCCCUAUUUCUGCUUCUUCUCAUCUUCUAUUAGAUGAAAAGACCAUUUUGUCCCCUAAAUCCAUCCAAAAAAUUGCCGCUCAAGCUGCCAACAACUCAUUAGACAUGUUGGCUUCUUCUUCAUCGGCCGACUCGUCACCGUCCGAUCAUGAUCAACAUCUUGAUGAUAAUGAUGAUGGUAUGCAAUCUUUGAUAGGGUCUUUCGUGGACAAUCAUGUGUCUUUGAUGGAUCCAUCAUCAUCAUGGUAUGAUGAUGGACAUAAUGGGAUGUUCUUCUUCGAUGAUGGAGCUCCGUUUAAUUACUCUCCUCCAUUGAACUCGACCACGAAUGUGGUCGAUGGGUACGUCUACGAAGAUGCUAAUAUUCCACUUUGGAGUUUCAGUUGAUCAGACGGUCCAGAAUACAUACUUUACUAUACAUAUUUUAUAACUUAUAAAAUUCUUUUAAUAUGUUAAUUAAUUUACGUUUAACAAAACGUUUUAUUAAUCUACCUUCGUCGUAAUUAUACUUUUCAAGUUGUUCGUUGCUUGGAGAAAAUAGACGACGGAUAUGUAACUGACUGUAAUAUCAUUGAAGCUAUUAUAAGUCAUUAUUGCAAUACGCUUGGGAGUUAAGAGGUGGGUGGUCUAGGAAGAUCACAUGAACAAGAAGCCUUUUUCUCACUUGUUCCACUUUUUCAUGUGACUUUUCCUUUUAAUUAUAUUUUAGUAAUAGCGUGUUGUAUUAUUGUAAAGAUAUAUAUUAUGUUUAUGAAAUAAAUCCGGUGCUCAAUAUCAAGAUUUUGUUAAUUUUUUCAACGGAUUCACGUGUAUAUAUGUCAUAUGUGCAGAAUAGCAAAAUGUAAUGAUUUUG